UAUCAUCACCCGUGCGCUUUUUCUACCAGUUCCAUUUUACCUGCUCAACUGCAAUUUGUGUGCAGUUGUUCGGUCUCCUAGUUUUAAUUGUUUAAUUAAUUAUAGUUAAGCUAAAUUUGGUGCUAAACACGUAUAUUCAACUAAAUUCUUAUCACAAUAAACUUGUGUUCCUCCUAUUUGUAUUUAUAUUAAUACAGUGCGUAAUAUAUCAUUUUGUUUAUUACAUCAGCGAGAAAAUUCGCUUGUCCACUAAGUUUAUACUCUGAUGGCCGAAGGUGAAACUGCCAACGACAAAAGCAUAAAAAAUGCUGAUAAUUUUUGUAUAACCGCGACCAACAGCUCUUCUAUAAAUAACGCUGUGUUGGGUGAAAAGUUAAGAAAGAUUACAGCACUUUUCUUCGACUUGGACAACACUUUGAUUCCCACGCGUUCGGGUGAUUUGAAAGCAGUCAAAAAGUUAAGUGAAGUGCUUGAAAAUCAAUUUGGUUUAUCGAAAGAGGAGGCCAACACCGCUACUCAAUCUUUCCUGAAAGCAUUUCGUCGCUGCCCAGAUAACUCGCAAACGUCAUUAGAUUCCUGGCGUACAUAUUUAUGGCGUGAAGCACUACCACCACGCUACAAACAUUUGGCUGAGCAAAUCUACCCAAAAUGGUUGAAAUUACGUUAUCGUUAUUUGGCGCUAUCCGCCGAUUACAUACAAAUGCUUUGUCGUGCUCGUGAGUCGAAUUUUCUAUUGGCCCUCAUUACCAACGGACCAUCCAAUGCACAGUGGGAAAAGAUAAACAAGUUGCAUGUAAGUCAAUAUUUUGAUUGCAUGCUAGUGUCAUCAGAUCUUCCGUGGGAGAAACCAAAUCCGCAAAUAUUCUAUGCUGCAUGCAACUACUUAGGAGUAGCUCCAUCGCAAUGUGCAAUGUUUGGAGAUAAACUCGAGUCCGACAUUAAAGGUGGUAGUCUAGCGGGACUUAGUGCUACAUUUUGGAUACCAUUGAAUGCAGGCGAAAUUGACUUAAACGAUGUACAACAUAAGCCAGACUUUACUCUCAAGCAAUUGUUAGAUUUAUAUAAAUAUUUUCCAUCACUAAAUAUCACUAGAAAUGUGCGUGCGAAUUCAAAUAGUCAUACAAACGGCACAAAUGCACAAUGUAAUACUGGAACAACAUUCUCCUUAGCACAUGGUGUUAACGGUGCUUCAGCUGUUCUACCUCAGUAUCGUCGUAGAGGUAGUCAAAUUAGUCAUAGUCGAACCAUAAGUACCUGUUACAGUGAUCUUCAACGUCAUCAAACACAUCAACAACAACCAAAUCAAUUUGGACAAGUACAGAACGAACAAGAAUCGCAUGACGAAUGGUUUAAUGAACGUUCGAAUCAAGAGCAGUGCAGACAACGACGUGGUGGGUCAUUACCAACUAUGGAUUAUUUGAAUAGUGAAGCAGAAAAUAGCUCGGACAGUUUGUUUAGCUAAAUAAUUAAUUAUUAUUAAUAAUGGCUGUGCAUAUUGUUCACAUGUAAACCUCAAACAUACAUGCUCAUUCUACGAUCCUAAAUAUAAACGAACGUACAAUUAUAUAAUUGCAAUAAAUCGCAACAAACUAAGGGGCUUCGGAACUUCGCGUGAUACAUACGUGAUUAUAAUUUAGACACAUUUGUAUGUAUGUAGAUAGUUACCGUAAAAGUCUACCCUCUUCCCCGCACACUAGCUUCGAAUGGUUGUGCUUUACACGCUGCUUUAUGGGUAGUAAAUGUAUAUAUACAUUUUGCAUGUGUACAUUCAUACAUAUGUAUAUACUAAGCGUAACUAAAUAAAUUCGAAUUCAUAUAUAAAAUAGUAUGUAUAUUUUAAAAUAAAACAUACAAUUUAUCAGCUAAAAGAUUUUAAUCAAUAUUUUUAAGUUUUUGCAUUGUUUAUUUGCUUUCAUAUUUUUCGUAGACGUAAAAAUAUUCUUAAUAAAUAAAUAUGAACAUGUAUUUGAGAACCAGAAAA
Molecule: messenger RNA, 1981 nt
Organism: Bactrocera neohumeralis
Lineage: Eukaryota; Metazoa; Arthropoda; Insecta; Diptera; Tephritidae
Product: N-acylneuraminate-9-phosphatase
Exons: 3
Coding region: 266-1462 (398 amino acids)
Molecular function (GO): hydrolase activity
Source: RefSeq, a predicted model, not a curated record